CGCGGCAGCCCGGGAGAGGGGGCCCAGGGGGCGGCGGCGCGGGGGAUGGGGAAGGAGCAGGAGCUGCUGGAGGCGGCCCGCACCGGGCACCUCCCGGCUGUGGAGAAGCUCCUGUCCGGGAAGCGGCUCUCCUCAGGCUUCGGGGGCGGCGGCGGCGGCGGCGGCUCGGGGGGCGGCGGCGGCGGCUCAGGGGGCGGCGGCGGCGGCGGCGGCCUGGGAUCCUCCAGCCACCCUCUCUCCAGUCUGCUCAGCAUCUGGAGGGGGCCGAACGUGAACUGCGUUGACAGCACUGGCUACACACCUCUGCACCACGCUGCGCUCAACGGUCAUAAGGAUGUGGUUGAGGUUCUCCUGAGGAACGACGCGCUGACCAACGUGGCGGACUCGAAAGGCUGUUACCCGCUGCACUUGGCCGCGUGGAAAGGGGACGCGCAGAUCGUGCGGCUGCUCAUCCAUCAAGGACCCUCACACACCCGAGUCAACGAGCAGAACAAUGACAACGAGACGGCACUGCAUUGCGCAGCGCAGUACGGCCACACGGAAGUGGUGAAGGUCCUCUUGGAGGAGCUCACGGACCCCACCAUGCGCAACAACAAAUUCGAGACCCCCCUGGACCUGGCUGCACUGUACGGGCGACUCGAGGUGGUGAAGAUGCUCCUGAACGCGCACCCCAACCUCUUGAGCUGCAACACUAAGAAGCACACCCCUCUGCACUUGGCAGCGAGGAACGGCCACAAAACCGUGGUCCAGGUCCUCCUGGACGCUGGCAUGGACAGCAACUACCAGACGGAGAAGGGCAGUGCUUUGCAUGAGGCUGCUUUGUUUGGCAAGACCGAUGUGGUGCAAAUCCUGCUGACUGCAGGAAUCGAUGUUAACAUAAAAGAUAACCGCGGACUGACCGCCCUCGACACUGUCCGGGAACUGCCUUCUCAAAAGAGCCAGCAGAUCGCGGCCCUCAUUGAAGAGCACAUGACUGGGAAAAAAGGUGCAAAGGAGCCAGAAAAGACCCCCACGCCCCAGCCGCCUCUCAGCUCUAACGUGGACUCCAGCUCCCAGAAAUCGCAGGGUGACGUGGAGAAAGCAGUGACCGAGCUGAUCCUGGAUUUUGACACCAGCACGGAAGAGGAGGGGCCCUACGAGGCGCUGUACAACGCCGUCUCCUGCCACUCCCUGGACAGCAUGGCCAGCGGGCGGUCGUCUGACCGCGACUCCACCCCCAGGGACUGCGAGGCCACAGGAAUGAAAGCGGCCGGAGUGAGGCCGAGGGAACGCCCACCGCCUCCAGCAAAGCCACCGCCUGACGAAGAGGAUGAUGACCACGUGGAAAAGAAGUAUUUUCCUUCCACAGCGUCUGAGAUCUCGGCCAUGAGACCCGGAAGCGCUACGGGGGUCGAGGAUGAGCACCCGUAUGAGCUGUUGCUAACAGCAGAAACAAAGAAAUGGGCAUCCACCGAUGGAAAGCUGAAAGACCACAGGCGGAGCAGUAGCAGCCGGAGCCAGGACUCAGCGGAGGGGCCGGACGGGCAGGUCCCAGAGCAGUUCUCGGGCCUCCUCCACGGCUCCUCCCCGGUGUGUGAAGUGGGGCAGGGCCCUUUCCAGCUGCUCCCGGCCCCCGAGGACGCCGCAGCGCCGGGCACCUGCCCCGACGCCAGCAUGCAGCUGGAGGGGACGGCGCCGCCCGCCCCCGGAGCCUCGCCGCCCCGCGCGCUGGACCCGAGUCGGCGAGGGGGCUACCCCGCGGGCCUGCCCACCAGCGGCAGCCAAUCGCACCCCGAAACUUUGACUCAGAGCUCAUCUGCACACCCUGCCGGUGCCGAGGAAGACGGAGAGCGGAGCGGGGCCAGGAGCCGGGCCCCUCCCACUGGCCGACCCAGAGCCGAACUCAAGCUCAGCCGCAGCCUGUCCAAGUCAGACUCAGAUCUCCUGACCUGCUCCCCCACGGAGGACGCCGCCAUGGGCAGCCGGAGCGAGUCCCUGUCCAACUGCAGCGUCGGGAAGAAGCGGCUGGAGAAGUCGCCCUCCUUCGCCUCCGAGUGGGAUGAGAUCGAGAAAAUCAUGAGCUCCAUUGGAGAGGGGAUCGACUUCUCCCAGGAGCAGCAGCGGAUCUCAGGUUCGCGGUCGCUGGAGCAGAGCGUCGGGGAGUGGCUGGAGGCGGUGGGGCUGCAGCAGUAUGAGAGCAAGUUGCUGCUGAAUGGCUUUGACGAUGUCCGCUUCCUGGGCUCCAACGUGAUGGAGGAGCAGGACCUGCGGGACAUCGGCAUCAGCGACCCCCAGCACCGGCGGAAGCUGCUGCAGGCAGCGCGGGCCCUGCCCAAGGUGAAGGCUCUGGGCUACGACGGGAGCAGCCCCCCCUCGGUGCCCUCCUGGCUGGACUCCCUGGGGCUGCAGGACUACGUCCACUCCUUCCUGUCCAGCGGCUACAGCUCCAUCGACACUGUGAAGAACCUCUGGGAGCUGGAGCUGGUCAAUGUGCUGAAGGUUCACCUGCUCGGCCACCGCAAGCGCAUCAUCGCCUCCCUCGCAGAGAGGCCCUACGAGGAGCCGCCCCAGAAGCCGCCACGCUUCUCCCAGCUGCGGUGCCAAGACCUGAUCUCCCAGACGUCAUCACCCCUGAGCCAGAACGACUCGUGCACGGCCCGGUCUGCGGACCUGCUGCUGCCCCCCGGGGACACAGGCCGGAGGCGGCACGACAGUCUCCACGACAGUCUCCACGGGCCCACAGGGACCUCCCGCCUGGAGCGCCCCAGAGUACAGGAGGAGCCCCGCGAGGGGAAGCUGACGCUCCGGCCGCCCCGUCUUGCCGCGCCCUACGCGCCCGUGCCCAGCUGGCAGCACCAGCCCGAGAAGCUCAUCUUCGAGUCCUGUGGCUACGAAGCCAAUUACCUGGGCUCCAUGUUGAUCAAGGACCUGCGAGGGACGGAGUCCACGCAGGACGCCUGUGCCAAGAUGCGGAAAUCCACCGAGCACAUGAAGAAGACCCCCACCAUCGUCCUGUCCAUCACCUACAAAGGGGUCAAGUUCAUUGAUGCCUCCAACAAGAACGUCAUCGCGGAGCACGAGAUCCGUAACAUCUCGUGCGCAGCCCAGGACCCCGAGGACCUGUGCACCUUCGCCUACAUCACCAAGGACCUGCAGACCAGCCACCACUAUUGCCACGUGUUCAGCACAGUGGACGUGAACCUGACCUACGAGAUCAUCCUGACGCUGGGGCAGGCGUUCGAGGUGGCCUACCAGCUGGCCCUGCAGGCCCAGAAGUCCAGGCCGCUGGGCGCCUCCGCGGCCGACACCAUCGAGACGAAAUCUUCCAGACCGGUGCCUAAGCCUCGGGUGGCCACGAGGAAGUCCGCGGUGCCGCCCCCCGACACUCGCUGUUGUUACUGUCACACGUGCACCACCCAUCGUCCUUCCUACCUACCGCUGCCGUCUGUUAGUCCCGGAGUCAAGCUGGAACCGCCCGAUGUGGACCAAGACGCCCAGUCCCACGCCAGUGUCUCCUGGGUGGUGGACCCCAAGGCCGACUCCGUGCGGAGCCUGAGCACCAAGUACGAGACCACUAUCUUCUAACGCGCCCCUGUCUCUGCUCGCCUCACUGUGCCUUCCGGUCUCUGCUCUCCUCAACUCUCCUGCCAGCUGCUGACGCCUCGGCCCCACCCCUGGGACCCACCCUCACAGCUUGUACCUAACACCACCGGACACUGUGAACCCCCCUUGGGUGAGGACAGCCUGGGGGGUGAGUUGCCUUCGAGGUGGGCACCCCCGUGCCCAGGAAGCCUCGGCAGGAAGGCGCUGUGAACCCGGGGGGGCGUCCUGCCAGCAGUCGGGGCAGCCCCGUGUCGGCCCGAAGGAGCCUGGCUCUGCCGCCUCCCCUCCCCUGGCCGCCCCUCGCCCCUCUCCUCCCUGUCCUCUCCCCUCUCUCCUCCUCUCCUUCCCUUCUCUCCUCUCCCACGCUGAGCCCUGCUGGGCGGCCCUGUAGCUCACUGUCUGCACCUUCCUGACACAACCAGCCACUGUGACCACCAGCCGGGCCCCUCACUGCUCCCAGGCGACCCGUGGCCCGGCCCCUCCCCCCACUCCAAGGUGCUGCUUCCGUGGGCCCCAUCCGGGCCCGACCCUUGAAACGGGCUCUGCCUCUCUCCCACGGCGCCGAGCUUCUGCCGGCCCCUGGGCCUGGCAGGGCGGCCCCGCUGGGGACACAGGAGGGCGUUUAUGGGAUGCCCCUCUCGACCCCCAGGGCGUCCAGGCCCGGCCCGUGUCUGGCCCACGGGCUCUCCAGCAGCCCCCUGCCCUGAUCUCUGCAGGGUGGGGGCCGGGGUCAGCAUCCCCCUCACACCCCUACCCCGUGAGGCUGCCUCUUGCCUCCGGGGCACCUCCGCGCAGCUCCCCGCUGGGCAGGACGGGCGUCUCGGGUCGGGUCUGCGCAAGAGGCUGAAGGCAGCAGCUCCGGGCUCGGGCUCGGGCGGGCGGCGUCUGCUCCCGCGCCCCCUCCCCGCCCCCGCGUGGCCUGUGUUAACUCUUUCCUCCCUCCCCGUGUGUUUGCUUCUGCCAAGCUGAGCCACGAGGAGCCACUGUGCCGUGGAGACACAGUCGUGGGAGCGCAGCUCCUGCCGCCGCCACCGCCGCCGCGCCUGCAGCCCGACACCGGCCGGGCCUGGCCCCCGCCCGGAGGCAGCGCCGCGCCGAGACCGGAGCUCCAGAGGGUCAAGAAGGGACUGGCCUGAACACUUUUUUUUUUUUAAUAGAAUUUUAUAAAACGAACUUUUAACACUUGGCUCACACCUCUGGGUUAGAACUGCCACGUGGCCGGGGCGGAAGGGGGCUGGGCGUGGGCCGGCGGGGGGCGGGCGGCACUGCAGGGCGCAUGUCCCCCCACCCACCGGGCGGGGACCGGGCGGGGGUCCCAGAGGCGGAGGGGCUGGCGCUGCAGGAAGGUGGCCCUGCACCGUCUGAGCCGAGCAGGCCCAGCCCCCGGUGGGGCCCCGGUGGGCAGGUCCGUGCGCGGGGCCCCAGGCCCGGGACCCUGCAUUAUCCGUCUGACUGGGAUGCUGGGCCCCUGGCCCCGCCGUGGCCCGAGGGUGGCCGUCCCAGUGCUGAGCCCCUCCCUGCUGCUGCUUUGCUCACGAGCCGCGUGGUCGGGGCAGCUGCCGGCCUGCCCCGCGUCUGGGGCCCCGGGUCUGAGCUCGAGCUCUGCCAGCCCAGGCUCCCCGGGGCCUGCCAAGGUCGGCCGAGAAGCUCGUCGGGUGCGUGUGUGCACCCCGGCUGGGCACGGUGACCCGCUCGCAGGCCGCCCUCUCCACUGCCGCCAGCUCCCCAAGAGAGUGGACUCCGGUCCACUCCAGUCCCGGGAGCCGGGCUGCCCCUCCUGCACUGCUCCCCGCGCCCCGCCCUUGCCAGCAGGCAGAGGCCAGCAGGACCCCCACAGACACUAGGAGCCCGCGCCGCCCUCGUCUCUGCCGCUCACGCCCGCGUGCCCGCACCCCCCUUGAAGCUGCUAUCUCUCCUUUAUUUAUUCAGGGUGACCACUUGGGGCACUUCGGCUCGUCCGCUCGGGGCUCUGGUGGACAGGGCUUCGUUUCUAUCAUGGCUCUCGGCUCCCCCAAGGCAGGGCGCCCCGUUCCCAGACGGGCCCCUCGCAUGUGGCCAGCACCUGCCAGGAGGGCUCCCCUGGGGCAGGCCCAGCCCACAGUGCUCCCCCAUCAGGCCAGAUGGGCAGCUCCGUGGCCAGCCUGGGGCUGGUGGGCAGCAAGGGGGCUGCUGCCCUCAGGGUGGGAGCGCCCGCGCGCCCUGGGUGCCAGCAGCGGCCACCACAGAGCGACUGCCGGGAGGCACCCCCCGAGUGACGCGGAUGGUGUGGCCAGGGGACUGGAUUGUAAUAAAAUGUUAUUUAAUCAUUGUCUCUGUAUUUUGAUACUUGAAUGAUUCCCGUUUGUUUUACUGUACAUAUCAUUGUCAAUCUGUCCGGGUUUUGUCUGAAUCGCCAAGACCGCGUGGUACCAAGCAUCACGGCCCUGUGCAAAACAGAGACUGACCUCACUGCGAGCGAGAGUGCGACUCUUCCCGGGUUCCGACUUGGCUUGGUUAUUUUUCAUAACUGUACAACUUAGAACAGACUGAAUAAACGAGAAAGCAACAUGAAACCA
Molecule: messenger RNA, 6137 nt
Organism: Sorex araneus (European shrew)
Lineage: Eukaryota; Metazoa; Chordata; Mammalia; Eulipotyphla; Soricidae
Gene: ANKS1A
Product: ankyrin repeat and sterile alpha motif domain containing 1A
Exons: 24
Coding region: 46-3564 (1172 amino acids)
Cellular component (GO): cytosol
Molecular function (GO): protein binding
Source: RefSeq, a predicted model, not a curated record